GACGCGGGGCGCGCUGUCGCGAUCCGGCGGCGCGUGACGUGGCGGGGGCGGGGUCUGGGCGGCCGCGGCAGCCGCGGCGGUCGAGCGAGCGAGCAUCCUGUUGGCGCCUGGCUACUGCGAGAGGUUAAAUGGCCAAGACAGACAAAUGGAAUUAGGCCUUGCUGUGGAGACUUCCAUUUUCUUCUCAGUACCUGACCAUUUAUGAUGAGGCAGCUUAUGAAAGUGUGAUGUUUGCUUAUUUCCUCACAGUUGGAUAAAAAUUGAAGGCAGGAAGAUAGCCAGUUCAGAGAAGAUGAUCUGGCCACAGUAAACACAAGUGUGAAGGAAACAUUUGCCAUGGAAGCCAGGGAACUGGAGAGCCCCCCACCAGCCUACCAUCUUAUUCCAGAGGCCAGCCAGCCCAGGGAAGAUGUCAGCAUGAAGCCUCAACAGACUACAGAAACUAUGCAGCUAAAGAAGGAGAUCUCGCUGUUGAAUGGGGUCAGCUUGGUGGUGGGCAACAUGAUCGGCUCAGGAAUCUUUGUCUCACCCAAGGGCGUGCUGGUAUACACUGCCUCCUAUGGGUUGUCAUUGGUCGUGUGGGCCAUUGGUGGGCUUUUCUCUGUUGUUGGUGCCCUUUGCUAUGCAGAGCUGGGGACCACCAUCACGAAGUCUGGGGCCAGCUAUGCUUAUAUUCUAGAGGCCUUUGGGGGCUUCAUUGCCUUCAUCCGCCUGUGGGCCUCCUUGCUAAUUGUUGAGCCCACCAGUCAGGCCAUCAUUGCCAUCACCUUCGCCAACUACAUCAUCCAGCCCUCGUUCCCUACCUGUGAUCCCCCGUACCUGGCCUGUCGUCUCCUCGCUGCUGCUUGCAUAUGCCUGCUGACAUUUGUGAACUGUGCUUAUGUCAAGUGGGGCACGCGUGUUCAGGACACGUUCACUUAUGCCAAGGUCCUAGCACUCAUUGCCAUCAUUAUCAUGGGCCUCGUUAAACUGUGCCAGGGACACUCUGAGCACUUUCAGGACGCCUUUGAGGGUUCCUCCUGGGACAUGGGAGACCUCUCUCUCGCCCUCUACUCUGCCCUCUUCUCUUACUCAGGUUGGGACACCCUUAAUUUUGUAACCGAAGAAAUCAAAAACCCAGAAAGAAAUUUGCCCCUGGCCAUUGGGAUUUCUAUGCCAAUUGUGACGCUCAUCUAUAUCCUAACCAACGUGGCCUAUUACACAGUGCUGAGCAUUUCAGAUGUCCUUGACAGUGAUGCUGUGGCUGUGACAUUUGCUGACCAGACAUUUGGCUUGUUCAGCUGGACCAUUCCCAUUGCUGUUGCCCUAUCCUGCUUUGGGGGCCUCAAUGCAUCUAUCUUUGCUUCAUCAAGGUUGUUCUUCGUGGGCUCCCGUGAGGGCCACCUCCCAGAUGUUCUGUCCAUGAUCCACAUUGAGCGUUUUACACCCAUCCCUGCUUUACUGUUCAAUUGUACCAUGACACUCAUCUACCUCACCGUGGAAGAUGUUUUCCUGCUCAUCAACUACUUCAGCUUUAGCUAUUGGUUCUUUGUGGGCCUGUCUGUUGCUGGACAGCUCUAUCUUCGCUGGAAGGAGCCCGAGCGACCCCGGCCUCUCAAGCUGAGCCUGUUUUUUCCCAUCGUGUUCUGCAUAUGCUCCUUGUUUCUGGUGAUUGUGCCACUGUACAGUGACACCAUCAAUUCCCUCAUUGGCAUCGGGAUUGCCCUCUCUGGGAUUCCUGUCUACUUCGUGGGUGUUUACUUGCCUGAGUCCCAGAGGCCAGUCCUUAUUCGGAAUGUCCUGGGUGAGCUUCUUUGCCCAUUACUCAUGGCGUGUGUGUGUGCGUACAUGCGUGCCCACAGAUGCAUGCAGAGGUGGGAUUGGUGGCUAACAGCUUCCGUUAUACUAGUGAUAUGCUGGAGACCAUGAGACCUGGUUGCACCAAAUGACUUCUUCCCUUUUGAUCUUGACAUGAGCACUUUAGUUCUAACCUUAGAGUCCUAUUUUUGGCUUAGAACACUCCCUUUUUAAAGUGCAAUCCAUGUGGGAAGGUGAGUCAUGCAUCACUUUCUGGUUGGGCACGGAAUGAAGGACAGUGAUGCUUGCUGGUGGUAACAGGCAAAGCCUGGUGCAGUAUACCCAGGCGACAGGUGGGAGGGAACCACAGAUAUGCUUUAAUCAACUUUGGGGUGUUCAUAUUGAAGUUGUAGCUGUCAGCUUGCUGAAUUCUGUUCUCUAUUUUCAUUUAGCUGCUGUCACCAGAGUCACCCAGCAGCUUUGCUUUUGUGUCCUGACUGAGCUUGAUGUAGCAGAAGAGAAAAAGGUUGAGAGGAAAACGGACUAGAGGCCAGAUGUGAUGUCCCUUGAGGCCUGGAAGGCCAGCCACCAAAGUCCAGAUGACAAGACUGCAGGCCUAACCCUCUUGUCCUAAAGGAGUCUGGUGGCCCACAUUAUAUAAGGGGGACUCAGGGCUGAUGGCCUGCUCUGGCGGUCACUCUCAUUGGUAAGCUGUGGGAGGAGACUCAGGGUCCAAGGCCAGCCUGGGUGGGAACUUUACAUAGAGGGUGGUGGUGGGGAGGGCUUGGUCAGGGGAAUAGUUCAGUUUUAUUCCUGGUUGAGUCGGUAUAGCUUACCAAACACUUGGGCAACUGCACUGAGGGAAGAGGGAGUGCUAGGUUAAUAGGUGUGGCUGGCGGUUCGGAAUUUGUUAUUUGAGGUUUGAAUCAGGAGCCUCUACAAAGGGGCUGCUUUAUGGGAAGGUUUCCUCUGAUCAGGUCCAAACACCUGACUCUAGAGCCCUAAAAUGCUACCAUUUCUUCCUCUGACUCAAGAUCUUUCCCUAGGAAGACAGCUGUAUUUCAUUAUUUAUUGACAUUAUUUAGUCCAGGACACCAGUUCUGACAGAGCACUGGUGUUCAUUCAUCUUCAGGAUGCAAUAAGCUGACUGUGUUUAAAAACUCAAAAUACUCCCAACCGAGUCCCUCUGCCCUUAGAGGUGUCUCUGUGUGCUGGUGUGGGUCAGCCUCUGACCACAGAUUUUUUUGCUUGGUUUUAGCACAGUCUUCUGUUGAGUCUUAGCUGCAAAAAUGAACUUUAAAGAUUUUUUUUUUACUCGUGUAUUGGUUACAUUUUAGUCAGUAGGUCACAGAUUAUAUAAGCACCUGGCUCAAAUCAGCAAGGACAAAUGAAAAAAUUCAUGAGUCAGAAGUUUGAAAUAUUGCUAUUUUGAAGGAUAAUCCCUUAUUUUACUUGAGACCUCAGGUCUUUAUUCUAGAUGAUAGAAGGUAAACCUCCGGUUCCUGGUAUGACCUUUAGGAGGACAUAAACUGUUUUAGAAUUCAAGUGGAUUACCUGAAUUCUCUCAGCCAUCAAUGGCUUAGAGAACAUCUCAUGGACUCAAGCCACCAAAUAGCUUGUUUCUGUCUAUAAGGGCUGGUGUGAGGGACUGCUGUGCAGACCCACGCAAGCCCACCUUGGUGCUAGAAGUGGUCAUUGCCCUUUUCCGAAAACCUCACACCAGACUGCAUCCUCCUCUUCUGUCCCGGGCACUGAGCUUUGUUUACACUCUGAACUGUCUUGGUGUGGAUCAUCAGGAUAGUGCAUUCCUGUCCUGUCUGCCUCCCUUGCUGGAGGUCUGGUGGGCCUGCAGUCUCAGGAAGAGCUUGGUACUUGUGUGGACUUCUAUUUUCUCCUUGUGGAGAUCAGAGAAGACUUUGGGGGACAAAGCUGCUUCAACCUCAAUCUGGCUCCUCAGCAGACUGCAUGAUUGGAAGUAACUAAUUCUGGUGCUCAGGGUGUGCUUUUAGCAUCCAGGUCAGGCCAGAGUAGGCUUGGCCUCAUGGAUGUUCCCUCAUGGGCAGCCAUGGUUGCAGUGGACUGUACAGCUGUCCUGUGAUGCUUCCAGACACUGUCAUCCUGGGUCCAGAGGAACCUGCUGACUUGGCUAACUCCAUGCCUGGACAUCUUAUCCUUUCAUUUUAGAACUGGUCACCGGUAAAGACAAGAACUAUGAGGCAAUCUCUCUUUCUGACCAUUCUUUUCUAUCAAGUGGCUUCAGUUGCAGUCAGGGGAGUAACCUUGGCCAUACUUGUUUAAUAAGGACAAUUUAGGGGAGCCAUGGGCACAGCUGCCUUCGGUUUAGGGCAUGCAUGGAUGAGAAAAUGAGGGGACAUGCCUACUGUCAUGGGUUGGGGAUUUGCACAGCAAAUUCCUUUCUGGCAACGGAGUCUUAUGCAAAGGCUGACUUGCCUAGAGUACGUAAACAUGACUCCUGUCUGAGCCAAGAUGGCACCUAUCCCAGGGAUCCUCUGGAGCUAAUCCUUUAAGCAGAGUGUGCUUGUCUUAAGGAUCCCUGACCCAGGUUUUAGCUCUCUCCCCUGAAGUAAAUGACCAGCUAAUCCCAGGAACUUGCUGUCCCUAGUGGCUCCUGGGGGAAGCAUGGGCCUCACACCCUAAGUGCCCCAGCACAAGCUUCGUGAGCCAUGUCAUCCCCCUCUCAUUACUGGAUGGCAACUGCAUUCUUCCCCUCUGUGCUGGAUACAGACUUCACCCAGAAACCCUUCUGUGGGAGGGAAGCCAGAGACUCCCUACAGCAGUCAAGCUUCAUGGUGGAAUUAAAUUUCUGCAAGGU
Lontra canadensis (Northern American river otter) is the source of this 4609-nucleotide messenger RNA. It is a transcript of the gene SLC7A6, whose product is annotated as solute carrier family 7 member 6. Gene Ontology annotation, molecular function: L-amino acid transmembrane transporter activity. Gene Ontology annotation, biological process: amino acid transmembrane transport. Bases 337 to 1908 code for a protein of 523 amino acids. The transcript has 11 exons. Gene Ontology annotation, cellular component: membrane. The record is from RefSeq and is a predicted model, not a curated record. NCBI's taxonomy places the organism in Eukaryota, Metazoa, Chordata, Mammalia, Carnivora, Mustelidae.